AGCGCUACCGAAAAUAUUGAAAAUAUAGAGAUUUUUCUAAAAUAUUAUUAUUUUAUCUACGUGACUUAUAUGCAUAAAUAUAUACUAGUAUCAUAAAACAACAUGAUAUCUAAAUUAACCAGAUAAAAUAAUCUCACAAUAAUAUAUAUUUUUCUAUUUUAUAGAGGAGGAAACAUAUUUGACGAUUACAGAUUUUCAAUUUGUCGGAUAUUCUGGCUUAGUUGAUGAUUUUUCGAGACUCAGUAGCGAAACAAAUCCGGAAUAUCAGUCAAGUUCACGGACGUCAGAGAUCGAUAAUGUAGUGCUGACAAUCCCUCGUAUUGAAUAUAACAAUACAGAUUUUAAUUCAUCUAUUGAACUUGACUUUUUAUUAAAGGUUCAAGGAUUAGAUUUCGUUGGAUCAACUGAUGGCUUGAAAGUUAAAGUUGUGUACGUUUUAGGGGUUGGGGAACACUCACUUAUCAUUAGACAUUGCACUGUGACAAUUAACAGAAAAUUGCAAGUAGAACGUUCACCACAGCUAAAUUUUACCCUUGAAUUUAUCGAGACUUACGUUGAAAACACUCAAACUGAUGUCGAGUACCAGCUACGAAUAUGGCAUACAGAAAAUAUUUCCUGGUCCUCUGCCUACGAUGUUUCAUUAUUUCUGUAUCUUCCUCCAUUUCUUCAUGGCGUCAACAUGCUAAAAACCAAAGAUGUUAUCAAAACAAACACUGUUGUGGAAAAUAUCUUACAUGAAAAUUGCAUAGAAAUGACGAUCCCAAGAGUUUCAUUUGCACAAAAUAUCCAGCUUCAGUUUAGUCUUACUUUAGACGUACCUAAUAAACAAUACAAAGCCGGCGAGGAAUUCUUGAUCAUUGCUGAAAUUAUAUAUACUGGAUGGAGGAACAAAAAUAUCAGUCAAUAUAUUGAAGGCUUCCCUGGGUAUCUCAAUAUAUCAAAAGGAAAAGAAUGGAAACGAUUGUGUGGAUGCAUUGACGGAAAAUAUACACAAUGCAGGUGCACCACAGAGAAUAAGUGUAAUGGAAUAAUUGACAACAUAACAUGUGUGGAUUGCAAUUACCCGUGGCUUUGUGUGAAAACUCUUCCUGGCUAUGGGAUGAGGUCUAUGCUAAAAGAUGACAAUGGGGAUUUAUUCAUAUGUGCUACUGCAAGACGAUAUACAAAACCAUCGGACAGAGUCCAUUGCUAUCACCGAAAAGGCAACGAUACAAUUGAAAGAAUUCAAUCAUCUGUCAGUAUAAUUCUUGGACGUGAUGAAGUCACUGGGUCCCUAUAUGGAAUAUCACAGAACGGUCUAGCUUACAUGACCAGUAUGGACGACGGUAUCAAGUGGUACAGCAUACAUCCAAAUCAGUAUGCGCGCGCAAAACAAUCAUUUAGAUUCAAAAUGGCAACGCUUUCAUAAUUUUUGUUUUAGACAUGCAUAUAAUUGUGCUUUUAUUUGAUUGAAGGAAAAAGA
Molecule: messenger RNA, 1462 nt
Organism: Ruditapes philippinarum (Manila clam)
Lineage: Eukaryota; Metazoa; Mollusca; Bivalvia; Venerida; Veneridae
Exons: 7
Coding region: 680-1408 (242 amino acids)
Source: RefSeq, a predicted model, not a curated record